UGGGCGAACAGGAGCAAGGGGAACGAGCAGCCAGAGCAGCACACGGGAGUAGCGGGGACGGGUGCUCUCGUCUGCCGAAUGGAACAUUCCCGCUGCUCCGAGAGCAGAGCAAAGAGGGGGAGCGCGUGACGUCAAGCGUCAUGUGACCAAACUGUUCCCGCGCUCGCUUCGCGGAACAUUUCGCGCGCUCGCGGUGUUCGCACGCAGUUUUUCCGCGCCAGCUCGGUCAGUGCAUGUCGGUGGUUUUGUGUCUGCCUUCCGCAUGAUGAUGAAUGAAGAAGCUCAGCGGAUGUUCAUGUCCAUGAUAAAGGGGUCACCGCUACCAUCUACAACAGUUGUUAUCGACGCCUUGGUCAUGCGGGAGAACAUUGACGAGAAUCCAGGCGGUAAGCGCCCACAACUAUUAGGCAUGGGGCCGUAUUUCGCACUACUUUCACCAGUUUCUUUUAAUUUAUCGUGCUGAAUGGACCAUUUCAGGUAACGGGAGUGUCGCGGCCUGUGAGGCGGCGACGGACGAGAACGGAGCACGUAAUUUACGCAUGUAUGCGUCACGACGCCCCACUCCUGUCCAACUUUCUCGUGCGGUUUUUCGUCACUUCUACCGGUUGACGCGUUCAAAUUACUUUGUAUGCCUGCUUGACUAUGCAAAGCAAGCCUCUUUGCGUUCAGCAUGCUCUAUUCAUCGCCACAGCAGGCGUUUACUAACGCGAAUAAAAAGAACAUUAUCAUUUCAAGUCGCACAGAAUAGGCACCUCGGCAUAGUAGUCACACCUUAAUUUCACGUGCAGUGACCGCCACUGCGUCAAACGCCGGUGAAAGGGUAACGGACCCAGUGCCCCAUGUGAUGAAAAGAGGUGGCGGAGCUCCCGAGUGGACACCAGGAGAAACCAAACUGCUGCUAGAUUAUUAUUACAAGUACUUUCCUCAGGUUGGCCCUUUCAAGAAGUUCAAGAACAAGAAGAUGCUUUUUAUACAGGUUUCCAAGGAUCUGGCUGAUGUGCUUGGAUGCAACAAAACGCCACAGCAAUGUGAAAAUCGCAUAAAAACGGUAAGAAGGCAGAAGAAAAAGGCGUGUGAUAAUAACAACAAAUCAGGCGCUCCACCUUGCCCUGUCCCAUUUGACGAUGAAAUGAGAAAAAUUGAAAGCAUUGAUGACAGUCUGGAGCACGAAGUCCAAAGGGACUAUUUUGUAGUGACUUACAAGGCAACUUCAUCAAGCUCCGACAGCUCAGCUGACGCGCCCUCAACUUCACCUGAAAACUCCAGUACUCUGGCGAGCGGUUCAGACAGUGGGGAAAGCACGAAAAUGCUAGCAGAUGCCAAGAAAAGGGGACUCCGCGCUAGUACUAGUCGUAUGCAGCAGAUGCAAUAUUUUUUUGACCAAAUGCAGGCUAUUAGUGCGGAGCGAGCGGCUCGCAGGGAAGAGCUGGAAAAACAGAAGGAGAAGAGGCGUGCCGAGCGGCGAGCUGAGCGCAUUCAAGAACGCCAGGAGCGCCGCAAGAUGCACGAAGACAAACUUCAGCUCAUCCGCGGGGCCCUGGGGCUCAAGCAAUAA
Dermacentor silvarum is the source of this 1555-nucleotide messenger RNA. RefSeq names its product MAP7 domain-containing protein 2-like. The record is from RefSeq and is a predicted model, not a curated record. The transcript has 3 exons. Bases 845 to 1555 code for a protein of 236 amino acids. NCBI's taxonomy places the organism in Eukaryota, Metazoa, Arthropoda, Arachnida, Ixodida, Ixodidae.